AUGAAGCUCUCUACUGCCUUGGUUUUCCUCGCCUGCGCCCUGUUCGAGGUCGCCACCGCUGGGCCUGCGCUGCUCGGCGGCGCCCUCUACGGUGGCCCCAACGAAGUCCUUGAUGACCGCGGUUUCCAUUCGUGGAGCGAAACCGCACCUCACGUCGGCGAGGUCGAUGCCGAGAAAGACGUUGAGACGCGCGAACACCACGUCGAUGGUCUUUAUGCCUUGGAAGAAGAUGUUGAGUGUAUGAAAUGUUCUGACCUCUAA
Messenger RNA from Rhodofomes roseus, 261 nucleotides. RefSeq lists its product as uncharacterized. NCBI's taxonomy places the organism in Eukaryota, Fungi, Basidiomycota, Agaricomycetes, Polyporales, Fomitopsidaceae. The record is from RefSeq and is a predicted model, not a curated record. The transcript has 6 exons. The coding region runs from base 1 to 261 and encodes 86 amino acids.